Gavialis gangeticus (Gharial) is the source of this 1794-nucleotide messenger RNA. RefSeq names its product LSM11, U7 small nuclear RNA associated (gene LSM11). The coding region runs from base 67 to 702 and encodes 211 amino acids. The record is from RefSeq and is a predicted model, not a curated record. The transcript is spliced from 4 exons. NCBI's taxonomy places the organism in Eukaryota, Metazoa, Chordata, Crocodylia, Gavialidae. Gene Ontology annotation, biological process: mRNA 3'-end processing by stem-loop binding and cleavage. Gene Ontology annotation, cellular component: U7 snRNP. Gene Ontology annotation, molecular function: U7 snRNA binding.
CGCGACGGGGACGAGGCGGCGCGGGGGGCCCGGAGGCGGCGCGCGCCCAAGAACGUCAUCACCAGGAUGCCGCUUCAUGAAGGCAGCCCGCUUGGGGAGCUUCAUCGGUGUGUCCGAGAUGGCGUUAAAAUCAACGUCCAUAUUCGCACUUUCAAAGGGCUGCGUGGUGUCUGCACGGGGUUUCUGGUCGCAUUCGACAAAUUCUGGAAUAUGGCCUUAACAGAUGUAGAUGAAACGUAUAGAAAACCUGUACUGGGGAAGGCAUUCUACAAUGAGCCCCAGCUCACACUUACCAGGCUGUUUGACAGGCUCAAACUACGGGAGUCCUCUGAAAAGAAGGGAGCUGAUACAAAGACUGAGCCAGAGGAGACAGCCACAACAAGUGGACCCCAGCCGCUCAGACGGAAAGUUGGGUCAGGAUGGGGGAGAGCAGAAGAGGAGCGUGAGACACAGAAACACGUGGGCAGAGGUGGAGAAAAGAAGAUGGCAGGCGACAGCUUGCCUCUGGCAGUCAGAAACGAGGCUGACUUGCCAGGCAGGACUGCCCAGCCAGAGGGCACUGGUGCAGGAGCUACCACAGCAAGAAGCCAGCCCCGGAAAAAAAAGAGGCCCAAGGUGGAUUAUCAGCAGGUGUUCACACGCCACAUAAACCAGAUAUUUAUCCGAGGAGAGAAUGUCUUGCUUGUCCACUUAGCGCAUUGACUUGGCAGAGCUGAGUCAGUAUAUUUAAUCAAUAGCAUGAAUCACAGCUACAGCUCUGGCUAAGCAUCGUUGUGAAGCUGUAUGGUAUUAUAACUAGAUUCCCUUUCUUUAAUUGUAACAGGAUAGGGGAAAUUGCUAUGUCUGUCAGACCAGGGCAUCUUGAAGCAGUGGCUACCAGAGCAGCCAGUCUUACACCUCUUGUCAAGGGGCUUGGGACAAGUUCAGCAAGACACUUCGGUUCUGUGAGGCGAGGGGAAACUGGCAGAAUCCGACAGGGACCCUGGUCCCUUUAAAGGGCUUCACGAAGCGGGUUGGGAAGUGAAAUUAGGGUGCUUCAUUUGGAACAAAAAUGUUGUUCCCUUCAAGAACAUGUAACUCUACACAGUCUAAAAUGAGUGACCAGUCCUAAAUAUUCUACUUCCUCUAAGUUGUUGCAAAAGCAGUUUUCACUGACAAAGUCAAUAGUUUUUAAAUGCAAGUAAAUGAAGAAUCCAGAGUUUCUCCUUGCACCAGGCCUAGCUUUGCCCGUGCACCCCAGUCCCUUUGUUCAAGCCUGUUGCUAACAAGGACUGAAUUGUGAUAUGGUCUGAGGCAUCUCAGUGAGCACCACCUAAAAUUCCUCUUUAGAUCACUGAACUGAGGCAGGAUUUGUGCUUGCUCCCAGGGGCAAAGCUUGUGCUCUUACCUGUUGUGUCAUGCUGUCUUCCCACGCUAUCAGCAAGCACUUAGCAAUGUCAGUCCAGGAGCUUUCUUCCCUGGAGUUCCUCUGCGAGUGUUAUAAUGGGAGGAAGCACCUGGGAAAUCAGUCUUUUCUAUUUCUUGUUGUAGCGUUAUACACGGUGAUAUACUUUUCUUGUGAGAUUUUUAAAAUAAGUUUGUGCUGAGCACAGCCGUACUGUAACUAAGCACCUCUGAGGUUCCCUCUUGAAACUAGAGGCACCACCUCACCAGCAGGUCUGAUGGGACCCAAGUCUUCGUGAUGCUUUCCUAUCUAUACGAAUGAUGCUGCUUUGAAUUCCAUCUGAACCGAGCUUCAGAGAUGUGCUUAGAAUUAACGAAGUAUAAAAAUUAAAGCCAAACUGUAGCAAAUGA